Molecule: messenger RNA, 5538 nt
Organism: Oncorhynchus kisutch (coho salmon)
Lineage: Eukaryota; Metazoa; Chordata; Actinopteri; Salmoniformes; Salmonidae
Product: elongation of very long chain fatty acids protein 4-like
Exons: 7
Coding region: 291-1268 (325 amino acids)
Biological process (GO): sphingolipid biosynthetic process; very long-chain fatty acid biosynthetic process; fatty acid elongation, monounsaturated fatty acid
Cellular component (GO): endoplasmic reticulum membrane; endoplasmic reticulum
Molecular function (GO): fatty acid elongase activity
Source: RefSeq, a predicted model, not a curated record
GUGUCCGUCAUCAGUCCAACGAGUCGCACCGGAGAACCGUUUCCAGCUGCAGUGAAAAGGGUUGCGGUCAUUAUGUUGCCUCUCUAACGGAUUUCUCUGUUCCACCGUUAUGUUAACUCGUCUUCUAUAGGAACAUAACCACGGAUAUAAAAAAUAUAUAUUAGGGUUUUUGGUAGCCGAAACUGUGGAUCUGUUAGAUUACAUGACCUUGUACUGAAUGUCACAAUAAAAGGACCGUAUAUAUAAACCCAAUCUGUCGACACGGGGAACUCAGAUACUGGCCUGCAAAGAUGGAGCUCACCACACAUCUGAUCAAUGAUACCAUUACUUUAUAUAAAUGGGCCCUUACCAUCGCAGACAAGCGAGUGGAGAAAUGGCCCCUGAUGGACAACCCCCUCCCAACGUUGGCCAUCAGUUCCUCCUACCUUCUGUUCCUGUGGCUGGGGCCCAAGUACAUGGAGAACAGAGAACCCUUCCAGCUCAAGAAGACACUCAUCUUCUAUAACUUCAGCAUGGUCAUCUUCAACGUCUUCAUCUGCAAAGAGCUCUUCCUGGCGGCUCGGGCGGCCGGCUACAGCUACAUCUGCCAGUCUGUUGACUACUCAGACGACCCCAAUGAAGUCCGGAUAGCAGCAGCGUUGUGGUGGUAUUUCGUCUCUAAAGGAGUAGAGUACCUGGACACAGUGUUCUUCAUCCUGAGGAAGAAGUUUAACCAGGUCAGCUUCCUACACGUCUACCACCACUGCUCCAUGUUCACCCUCUGGUGGAUCGGCAUCAAGUGGGUCGCUGGAGGACAGUCAUUCUUUGGUGCACACAUGAACGCAGCCAUCCAUGUCCUGAUGUAUCUGUACUAUGGGCUGGCCUCCUUUGGACCCAAGAUCCAGAAGUACCUGUGGUGGAAGAAAUACCUGACUGUUAUACAGAUGGUCCAGUUUCAUGUCACCAUCGGCCACACUGCUCUGUCCCUCUACAUGGACUGUGAGUUUCCCCACUGGAUGCACUAUGCCCUUAUCUGCUACGCCCUCACCUUCAUCGCCCUGUUCGCUAACUUCUACUACCAGACGUAUCGCCGCACGCCACGCCAACCCAGGGAGCCCAAGGCCGCCAAGGCUCUGUCUAACAACGGGGUCUCCAACGGGCUGUCCAAGGGACUGGGGAACGGAGCGGGGGUGGUGGUGGUGGGCAAGGUAGAGGCAAAGGAGAGGUCAUCGGCGGUGGAGAACGGGAAUGGAAGGAGAAAGAGGAAGGGGAGGGCCAAGAGGGAUUAGACAGAGGGGAGGGGUGUAGGGCUGAAGGAGGCUGGCACUAACAGGCCUUGCUGUUUGAUCUUAUUAUACCUUCCACAUAGCACCCUAUUCCCUAUACAGCACAUGACUUGUAGGUGAAGGUGUGGUAAGAGGAUGGAGUCAAUUCCAUUUCAAUUCAGUCAAUUUAUGAAGAAAACUGACAUUCAAAAUUACAAUUUUCCUCAUUGUCUUUGAUUAGGGAAAAUUAGAAUUUCAGCUAACUUUCUGCGUUUGGCUGAAUUGAAAGGGAAAUAACCACAACCCUGGUAAGAGGUCGCGACGUGUCCAAGGUGACCGUCAUUACAACUAAUCCAACGUUCAGUAGUUUCUGGUCUGGAAAACAAUAAACAAUCAACAUGUUCUCUCUCUGUACUGCAGUGUUGAGGUUUGUAGCUAGCUAACCGACUGGUUUGUAGCUAGCUAACCGACUGGUUUGUAGCUAGCUAACUGACUGGUUUGUAGCUAGCUAAGCGACUGGUUUGUAGCUAGCUAAGCGAUUGGUUUGUAGCUAGCUAACCCCCUAGUUUGUAGCUAGCUAACUGACUGGUUUGUAGCUAGCUAACUCACUGGUUUGUAGCUAGCUGAUUUAAUGGUGUUUAGUUAGCUGACCGACUAGUUUGUAGCUAGCUGACCGACUGGUUUGUAGCUAGCUGACCGACUGGUUUGUAGCUAGCUGACCGACUGGUUUGUAGCUAGCUGACCGACUGGUUUGUAGCUAGCUGACCGGCUGGUUUGUAGCUAGCUGACCGACUGGUUUGUAGCUAGCUGACCGACUGGUUUGUAGCUAGCUAACCGACUGGUUUGUAGCUAGCUAACCGACUGGUUUGUAGCUAGCUAACCGACUGGUUUGUAGCUGGCUAACCCCCUAGUUUGUAGCUAGCUAACUGACUGGUUUGUAGCUAGCUAACUCACUGGUUUGUAGCUAGCUGAUUUAAUGGUGUUUAGUUAGCUGAUUCACUGGUGUUUAGCUAACUAACCCACUGGUUUGUAGCUAGCUAACUCGUUGAUUCACUAGUUUGUAGCUAGCUGAUUCACUGGUGUGUAGCUAGCCGAUUCCCUGGUUUGUAGCUAGCUAACCCAUUGGUUUGUAGCUAGCUAACCCACUGGGGUGUAGCUAGCUAACCCACUGGUUUGUAGCUAGCUAACCCACUGGUUUGUAGCUAGCUGAUUCACUGGUGUGUAGCUAGCUAACCCACUGGUAACAGUUACACUGCUAUCUAGAGACAGGAACACACCACACACACACGUAGUUUAAACAUUCAAUGUGUACGUAUGCCUUUUAAAGAAUAUGACUUACUCAUACUGUCAUUUUUGUCCUUUGUCCAGAUUUGUUCAUUCAUAUUAUGUGAGGUAGGCCAUUGAAUUCUUCAGCCUACUCACACUGUUGCCAUAAGCAGAGAGAGAGAUAGAGGGAGAGAUAGAGAUCGGUCAGUUUACAUGCCCCAUAAAUGUUGUAAUGGUUCAUUUUUAUCAAUAAGACAGACUCAGCUGUUGGCAAUCCUAGCCACAUAUUGAGAUUGCAUUUUAAAAAAUUGGAGCUCUUGAAAUGCAAGCUAAGCUUUAUCCAAUUACAACUUGGCCAGUUAGACUUGUUUACUGUACAUGCUAAUAAAAAACAUCACUCAUUAUUAUUAGAAGUGACAUUCGGUUAGAGGCAGUGGAAUCUAGAAAUGACAUUCGGUUUGAGACAGUGGAAUCUAGAAGAGACAGUGGAAUCUAGAAGUGACAUUCGGUUUGAGAUAGUGGAAUCUAGAAGAGACAUUCAGUUAGAGACAGUGGAAUCUAGAAGAGACAUUCGGUUAGAGACAGUGGAAUCUAGAAGAGACAUUCGGUUUGAGACAGUGGAAUCUAGAAGUGACAUUCAGUUAGAGACAGUGGAAUCUAGAAGAGACAUUCAGUUAGAGACAGUGGAAUCUAGAAGAGACAUUCGGUUAAAGACAGUGGAAUCUAGAAGCGACAUUCGGUUAGAGACCGUGGAAUCUAGAAGUGACAUUCGGUUUGAGACAGUGGAAUCUAGAAGUGACAUUCGGUUAGAGACAGUGGAAUCUAGAAGUGACAUUCAGUUAGAGACAGUGGAAUCUAGAAGAGACAUUCAGUUAGAGACAGUGGAAUCUAGAAGAGACAUUCGGUUAGAGACAGUGGAAUCUAGAAGCGACAUUCGGUUAGAGACCGUGGAAUCUAGAAGUGACAUUCGGUUUGAGACAGUGGAAUCUAGAAGUGACAUUCGGUUAGAGACAGUGGAAUCUAGAAGCGACAUUCGGUUAGAGACCGUGGAAUCUAGAAGUGACAUUCGGUUUUGAGACAGUGGAAUCUAGAAGAGACAUUCGGUUUGAGGCAGUGGAAUCUAGAAGAGACAGUCGGUUUGAGGCAGUGGAAUCUAGAAGAGACAUUCGGUUUGAGGCAGUGGAAUCUAGAAGAGACAUUCGGUUUGAGGCAGUGGAAUCUAGAAGAGACAUUCGGUUUGAGGCAGUGGAAUCUAGAAGAGACAGUCGGUUUGAGGCAGUGGAAUCUAGAAGAGACAUUCGGUUUGAGGCAGUGGAAUCUAGAAGAGACAUUCGGUUUGAGGCAGUGGAAUCUAGAAGAGACAUUCGGUUUGAGGCAGUGGAAUCUAGAAGAGACAUUCGGUUUGAGGCAGUGGAAUCUAGAAGAGACAGUCGGUUUGAGGCAGUGGAAUCUAGAAGAGACAGUCGGUUUGAGGCAGUGGAAUCUAGAAGAGACAUUCGGUUUGAGGCAGUGGAAUCUAGAAGAGACAUUCGGUUUGAGGCAGUGGAAUCUAGAAGAGACAUUCGGUUAGAGGCAGUGGAAUCUAGAAGAGACAUUCGGUUUGAGGCAGUGGAAUCUAGAAGAGACAUUCGGUUUGAGGCAGUGGAAUCUAGAAGAGACAUUCGGUUUGAGGCAGUGGAAUCUAGAAGAGACAUUCGGUUUGAGGCAGUGGAAUCUAGAAGAGACAUUCGGUUUGAGGCAGUGGAAUCUAGAAGAGACAUUCGGUUUGAGGCAGUGGAAUCUAGAAGAGACAUUCGGUUUGAGGCAGUGGAAUCUAGAAGAGACAUUCGGUUUGAGGCAGUGGAAUCUAGAAGAGACAUUCGGUUUGAGGCAGUGGAAUCUAGAAGAGACAUUCAGUUAGAGACAGUGGAAUCUAGAAGAGACAUUCGGUUUGAGGCAGUGGAAUCUAGAAGUGACAUUCAGUUAGAGACAGUGGAAUCUAGAAGAGACAUUCGGUUUGAGGCAGUGGAAUCUAGAAGAGACAUUCGGUUUGAGGCAGUGGAAUCUAGAAGAGACAUUCGGUUUGAGGCAGUGGAAUCUAGAAGAGACAGUCGGUUUGAGGCAGUGGAAUCUAGAAGAGACAUUCGGUUUGAGGCAGUGGAAUCUAGAAGAGACAUUCGGUUUGAGGCAGUGGAAUCUAGAAGAGACAUUCGGUUUGAGGCAGUGGAAUCUAGAAGAGACAUUCGGUUUGAGGCAGUGGAAUCUAGAAGAGACAUUCGGUUUGAGGCAGUGGAAUCUAGAAGAGACAUUCAGUUUGAGGCAGUGGAAUCUAGAAGAGACAUGUUUUCUUGUGUUUAUUUCACUGUUCUGUCCUGGUUGCCUCCACAUACAAUAUCACUAGUUGUCUUACUCAGUGAACGUGGAGCUGUUGAGCAGAGCCAAGUAGACAUAACAGUAACUGUGAAGACUGCUGCUAUGGAAUUUCAGGGCGAAUCAAACAACUAGUCCACUGGGAGACGCUGUUUUAUCAAACGAUUGCUGGAUUGAUUUGAUACGCUGUUCAGGCAAUAUCAGCUGGUCAAUGUGUUUAGUUAGUGUACUGUAUUAUACUGCUACUGAAGGACCGUGUGCUCUACCUAACCGUGACACGUGUAGAGUACAACACGACACAGUCUACUCCAGAGCAGCAAAUUCAACCAUGGUAUCACGUCAUGUAAUAAGAUGCUAUUAUCUUGUUUUUUUUAUUGAUUUUUAUUGUUCCUGUCUUGAAUAUAAAUAGCUGUUUUCUCUCUUCUUCUGAAAGUGCUUGUCUGUGUUUUAGUGUUCUUGAAGACUUGUUUAAUUUGUAUAUUAUUGCGUGUUGUAUAUAUUAAACGCUGUGUGAUUUUGUACUUUUGUGCUUUUUUUUUGGGGGGGGGGGGGGGGGGGCGGAAAAGUUCCCAACUGAAUGCCAUGAUGAGCAGAUAUUUCUCUUGCAUGUUCUUUUCAAAAUGAUCAUGAUUUAUUUCAAAACUCAUAGAUACAAAUAAACAGAAUGCCUGUACAUACA